Messenger RNA from Corticium candelabrum, 3381 nucleotides. RefSeq lists its product as uncharacterized. The transcript has 2 exons. Lineage: Eukaryota; Metazoa; Porifera; Homoscleromorpha; Homosclerophorida; Plakinidae. The record is from RefSeq and is a predicted model, not a curated record. Bases 1 to 3381 code for a protein of 1126 amino acids.
AUGGACGCGUUAGAGGUGUCUGAAGAUUGUAUCAUCUGCAAACAACCUUUAGAAGAGACAUCACCAACUGCUACUCUGGGAGAAAAGGGAAGUGCAAGUAUCAACAAGGCAAGUGAUUCCAGGAAUGACACUAUCCACUCUCUAGCUGGGCAACAAGUACACCAAGAAUGCCGUCGAAAAUACUGCAACCCUCAACAAAUAGCCAGAAUUGCUAAACUAGGCAAGCAAAAAUAUGGUACAGCUGUAGACACUGCAAGGCAUCAACUUAGGUCAGCAGAAAAGCAGUUUAACUUCAGCACGGAUUGUUUCUUCUGUGGCACACCAGCGAAGUUGGGUAGAAAGAGAAGAAGUUCUAAUGUUUUCCCUGUGCAAACAGUCGAAUUGAGGAACACAAUUCUAGCAAUGUGUCAUGAAAGAGGUGAUACCUGGGCAGAUGCUGUACAAGCAAGCCUUUUGCAUAUUCAUGAUCUUCAUGCUGCAGAUGCAGUGUACCACGGAGGGUGUAGUGUAAAUUUUCGUACGAAGAAACAGAUACCAGCAAUUUAUCAGCAAGAAAUGAGCAGCUCGAAAAGGGCAAAAUUAGGUCGCCCAAAAGAUAAAGAAAGGACAGAUGCAUUUCUGGAGGUUGCUAGUUUUCUUGAAGAAAAUGAUGACGAACAGAUCACGAUCCAUGAUCUAAUUGGCCGUAUGGAAGAUAAUCUGGUGCAUACAGCUACACACACAUGCAGCAGAAACUCCAGGAAUAUUUUGGAGAUACCAUCAUUGAAACUGAGAUCAACGAAAGCUGAUCUUGACACAGAAAUAAUGAAGAUAGUAGAAACUGCUGCUAAACUGAUUAGGGACGACAUCAAGGCAGUGGAAACAUCUCACAAAGUCUAUCCAACUUGUGAUGAGUUAGGUUCUGAUGAAUGCAUCAACUUCCUACCAGAAACCUUGAGAGUAUUGCUUGAAGGACUGAUUGUGGGAAAAGGAGUUCAGGAAAAAAUUGCCUCCAUUGGACAAGCAAUAAUGCAGGCAGCUCGACCACGAGUGUUACUGGCACCACUACAGGUUGGUCUAGGUGUGCAGCUAUAUCAUCAUUUUGCAUCGCGAUUCCUCAUUGACUCGCUGCACCGUCAUGGUUUUUGCUGCUCCUACCAGGAAGUACACCAAUUUGAAAGAAACGCUGUGCUAACCCAUCGGACAGACAUACCUAACUUCACAUUUCAGUUCAUUCAGUAUGUUGCAGACAAUGUAGACCACAACAUCCAAACAUUCGAUGGUAAUGAUACCUUUCAUGGUAUGGGAAUGAUAGCGGCCAUAAACCCUGCAACAAAGGAAAGCAAACGAAUCUGUAGGGCAAAAGUCUCAUGGAAGGACAUAGCGAUGGUUGGACAAGUUCCGAUUUUGUAUCGCAAAGAAGAAAGCAUUGGCAUGACUGCACUGAUGUUCCACAAGCUGAAAGAAAUAAAAGCCCCGGAUCCAACAGCACAUCUUGAUAUUCUUUGGAAGACUUUCAUCAUGACUGGAUCGCCAACGCCAAUGUGGUCUGGGAUGAUGAAACUUGUGCAUCAAGGCAAUCACCCUGGGAGAUCGUCUAUGAUGUUUCUACCAAUGAUUGACAUGAAUCCCAGUGAUGUCACAUGUGUCUACUCAACACUGAAAUAUGUAUGUAAGCAUGCACGUCGCCACAAUGUUACACCUGUUAUCACGUUUGAUCAACCACUAUUUUGGAAGUCUCUAAUGAUUAUUGUAACCGAGUCAGUGGGAAGUGAAUUGAAAGAUAUUGUCCUUCGUCUGGGAGGUUUUCAUACAGAAAUGAGUUACCUUGGGUGUAUUGGCCAUCUCAUGGCUGCAUCUGGAUUACAAGAAUUGCUGCACUUGAUUUACGCACCCAAUGCAGUAAUACACAUGCUUACUGGCAAGGCAAUUUCUCGAGCAGUACGGGCACAUCUUAUUGUUGAUGCAGUCCUCAGUGCCUUGGUGCUGGCCAAAACGUUUAAUGUGCCUUUACCCAGAAGUUCAGAUGACCCAGAAACUGGGAAUGUGGAAACAGAAGAGAUUUUAGAAGCUACAACUUCAUCACACGAGAAGUCUGCUAGACAUCCAGACCUGGAUGAAGCUGCUGUUCUCUAUGAGAAGGUGAUGCAGGGUUUAAUGUCUGCAGAUCAAGUUUGCCAGUCUGGUGUCCUAACCAGAAUCGGUGAUGCUGUUCAAAGAGAAACCGAAUCCAUGAAGUCAUCUAGGACUGCUACACUUUGGUUGCAGUACAUAGAUAUGGUUGAUAUACUUCGCAAGUAUAUCCGAGCAGAGCGUACUGGCAACUGGGAAUUGCAUCUCCAAACUGUUUCAGAAAUGCUCCCUUACUUGGCCGCAUGUGGGCACAACCACUACACAAAGUCUGCAUGGAUAUAUCUGCAGCGAAUGUCUAAUCUCCGCAAUGAUCAUCCAGAUGUGUAUCAACAUUUUUUAGAAGGUCUUCAUGUGGUGAGACGAAGUAAUCGUUAUUGGGCUGGCUUGUCCUCGGAUCUCAUCAUCGAGCAGGUGCUCAUGAGAAGCCUGAAGACCAGCGGGGGUCUCACAAGAGGACGAGGGAUGACCGAGCAGCAACGCUUGACAUGGUUGUUGUCUAAGCCAGCUUGUGCUGACGUGAACUGUGCCAUGCAAGAGCUGACUGGGGUUAGCUACAACACAGGAGAGCAAAACAAAGAUAUAACCAAGGCUAGACAAGCUCCUGACUGGAAAGAUACCCACAAAAUUCUCAAGUAUCUUCGAGAUAUGAACCCCUUCACUUCCGAUACCAGUCUAAGAAGCAUCUCCAUAGGAGUACAUGCACACAGCACCGUCAAUGUUGACAAAGCAAAAGAUGUUCGAAAUGCAGUUCUGAUUAGCAUGGAGGGGAAGACUGCUGCAGAAUAUAAUUUCAAGAGGAAAGACCAGGUCAUCACUCUAGACACGAAGAAUGCAGUCAAGGUUGAUGGCAUUAAAGUGCAGAUUGACCCACAACUUCUUUUCCAGAGACUCACGAUAAUUGCUGCAAAGGCAACUGAAAAUUUUGAAGAUGUCUUCAGGUAUGAGCUAUGCAGUUAUCCACCAGCCCUCUUUGACUCAUCACUACUUCUUCGGGAGCCACAGAAGCCAGUGCUGGCAAAUGCCAUCUGGAAUCUAUUGGCACCAGACAUUUCUGAGAUAUCUGGAGAAGUCCAGCAUGUGCUGGAUGGCGGUGCGCUCAUUCACCGCAUCCCAUGGACGCGAGGGGCAACAUACCAAGAGAUAUGCUCAGUGUACACAAGGUAUGUCUCAAAAAAGUAUGGAGAAGCAGUUGUCGUGUUUGAUGGUUACAGUGGCAAAUCCACGAAAGACACAAUGCAUGAAAGGCGAACAAAGGGCAUGCUGGAGUAA